Molecule: messenger RNA, 1460 nt
Organism: Emiliania huxleyi CCMP1516
Lineage: Eukaryota; Haptophyta; Isochrysidales; Noelaerhabdaceae
Exons: 9
Coding region: 35-1159 (374 amino acids)
Molecular function (GO): zinc ion binding
Source: RefSeq, a predicted model, not a curated record
CCGCCUUGCCGACAGCCUCUCGCGCAUUCGCGGCAUGGAAAUCACAGUGGUCGAGGCGUCCGGCGCUCGGGAGAAGGUGGCGGUCGGGCAGCAGGCCACGCUCGGCGAGCUGCGGCGCCGCAUCCUCUCGCUCUCGCUCCGCUCGUGCACGCUUGCCCGCUCGGCGCCCGCCAAGACGCUGCACAUCUGCUUUGACGGCGGGGUCCUCGGCCCCGAUCGGGACGCGACGUCGUUGGUCGCGCUCGGCGUCACCGGUGCGCCCGUCGUGGUCGUGAUUCUCGCCUCGGCUGCAGCAGCGAGCGGACAGGCGCCACCGCAAGGCCCGGCCCUCGGUUCGUCCUCCUCUCCCUCCUCCCUCGGGCAGCCGACCCGGUCCGCAGAGGAGGGAGGCGGCGAGCCGCCGCCGCCGCCACCGACCGCCGCCGCCCCCGCCGCCUCCCUCGACCCGCCCGAGGACGCGCUCUGCCGGAUCUGCUUUGGCGGUGAGGGGGAGAACGGGCUCGGCCGGCUCAUCGCGCCCUGCCUCUGCUCCGGCUCGAUGAAGUACGUGCACGUGCCGUGUCUGAACGAGUGGCGAACAGCGUCGGCGAACGCGUCGUCGCUGUACGAGUGCGAGCAGUGCCGGUACAAGUACAACAUCGCCCGCACCGAGCUUGUGCGCGCGGUUGCCGUCAGCCUGCUCCUCCUCUCCGUGGCCGCCGGCGCCCUCCUCCUCGGCCCUCUCCACCCAGAGGCGCUGCUCUACCGGCUGGUCGAGUUUGAGCCCUCCAACCCUUGGUCGUGGGGCCCGCGCUGGGCCGCCACCGCGCGGCGCUGCAACUUGCUCCGCGGUCGGUGGGUUCGGGGGUACUGUGGGGGCUCGCGCUGCGACCGCGUGGUCGCCGGCACGUUGCCCGUCGCGUGCGUCGGCCUCUACCAUUCGCUGUACGCCGCCUGGCUGCAAAACAGGCGCGUGUCGAAUGCGCGGGUGCCGCACGUGUCCAACUCGUGGAUCAUCGGCCUGCUCACCAUGUUCGCCACCAACGGGAUGCGCUUCGCGCGCGUCCUCGUCGCCAUCGGCCUCGCGCACUCGUGCCGCUCCGCCUACCACCAGUGCCAGCACCUCUCCAAGCGCGCGCUGACGCGGUGGGGCACCCGCAUCCUAAGCGCGAGGGCGUGAGGCGCGUCGCGCCGCCGCCAACUCGCAACCGCGUGGUUUUGUGCCGGUGAUCAUGAAAGGGAGGGAAGUGUCCGAGGGGGGGACGGCGGUUUGGGGCUGCUUGACCCGACCCUCCCUGAAUCUGAAGUCCUUGCUUCUCUGUCCACCUAGCUUUCUUUCUGCCUGUCCUACAACCUUGCACUUUGAAUGCCGUGGGGCUCCUGCCCGUGUCCGGGUGUGGAGAUGCGAGGGUGCCCCCCCCUUGCCCCACCACUUUGUGUGUGUGGAGACGUUUACCUUACCUUACCUUACCUUACCUUCC